GCGGCAGCUGCGCCUGCAGUUCCGGGUUCGAGUCUUCCCUCCCUCCGUUCACCAGGGCGCGCGGAAGUGAGUCGGGCAGCCAAGGCAAGGCGGCCGAGAGCGAUGGCUCAGGGGAAGCGCAAGUUCCAGGCGCGCAAGGCGGCCUCCGCGGGGAAGAAAGCGAAGGCGGCGGCGGCGGCGGCAGCGGCAGCGGCCCGGGGGCCUCGCAAAGGAGGUAGGGCCGAGGGACGGACACAGAGGCCGCCCGGGCGCCGGCUUUGCUCGCAACUUUGCCUCCGGUUCCGGAGACUUUUGUGCGCGCUCGGAAGCAUUCCGGGUGCGCGAAAAAAGAACCCCUCCUCUCCAAGCGCGCGAUGAGGAAUAAUUAUUAUUAGUUAUUUUAAAAAUUUAGCCGCUUUCUCUUGCCCAAGGCAAUCCAAGCGACUUAAGACCAAAUUAGGAGGUUUCUUUUCCUCCCCUUAAUUUCUUUAUUCGUGAUCCACGAAGCCGGUGCCAGAGCGCCCUCCAUGUUCCCAUUUUACGCGCGCGCCAUGCGUAAAAAGCAGGUCGCUUCCCGCAAAGAAUCCUGAGUACCGUGGUUUGCCUCUCAGGGCUACAAUGGAAAGAAACUUUAGCGAACUACAGUUCCCUUGAUUCUUUGCGAUGGGGGGGGGAGCCAUAUUGACUUGACUGGAUGGUGGGUUCGCAGUCAUAGCGGUUAAGGGCGCUGGACUUUGAGGGGACCCAGGUUCGAAUUCUCACAGCCAUAAGAACUCAGCCGCUGACCUUGGGCUGCCUCUCCACGGCACAGGUUGUGAUGGUAAAAGGAUGUGUGCAAAGAAAGAGGGGAUCGUGUAGAGCGCCUGGAGCUCUCCGGAGGAAAGGUGGGGUGUAAAUGAAAUAAAUUGGAUGGGCAAAUAAGGCUGAGUGGGGAUUUACAGUGGUACCUCGGGUUACAUACGCUUCAGGUUACAGACUCCGCUAACCCAGAAAUAUUACCUCGGGUUAAGAACUUUGCUUCAGGAUGAGAACAGAAAUCAUGCUCCAGCUGUGUGGCAGCAGCAGGAGGCCCCAUUAGCUAAAGUGGUGUUUCAGGUUAAGAACAGUUUCAGGUUAAGACCGGACCUCCAGAACGAAUUAAGUACUUAACCCGAGGUACCACUGUAUUUAUUUCAAUACAUUUCUAAACUCCUUGCUAUUUUUUAAAAAAUUCCAACACAGUUUGCAACAUAGCAAGAUACAUUAAAAUCAUAUUAUUUAAAAAAGCAACUUCUGCAGAUGUAAGAAAUACAGUUGACAGUCAGGGAAAGCCUCAAUAAAGAGGUGUUAUUUUUAACAAAUGUUGGAAGCACCCUACAAAUGACAGCGAGGAGAGCAUUCUCCACCACUGAGAAGACCCUGCCAUCAGGUGACACUGGCAUGCCAUGGCUCUGUUGACAAGGCCUCCGCUGAAUAUUUAAACCAAGACUGAUGCAGGAAAAAGGAAUCGUUUAGGCACCUCGGUCCCAAAUUGUUCAAGGCUCUAUAUGUUAAUAAUAAAACACUGAGCUUAGCUCAGUGGUUACUUGGUGGUCAGUGCAGUUCUCUCAAUAUAGGUGUACUGUAAUGUGUGGAUGGCCAGACUCUCCAUACAGCACUCUGGCUGCAGCAUUCUGCGCCUGUGGCAAUUUCCAGGCGAGUCUCCAGAGUAGAGCAACAAACACACUGUCCAGUGCAGCUGUACAUGAUCUUUGUAACUCUCCUGAAACAGCUUCUGCAUUAUUAUUAUUAUUUUACAAAUUAUGUACUUUAAAUAUUUUGAGUAGUGUCAGUGGGUUACAUACAAAUCUAGCCCAAGAGAAGGUUGCCCAUCUAGUAAGAAACAAUGAUAUUUGGUAGGCAAAUUCUUUUCUGCAUAUCUGUAUAUCCUGCACAGCUUCUGCCUAGGAGAUGUAGCAGCGUGGAAGUGAAAGAUAAUUUAUUUCCUUUGUGUUGGGUUCCUCUCCUAGGCCGCAUAAUUGCUCCCAAGAAGGCUCGAGUCAUCCAGCAGCAGAAACUGAAAAAGGUGAGAUGCUCCCACGCUCCUCCGUGCCAAACUGACACUCUGGAAGCAGCAACGGCAGAGACCACCUUCUGAGGCUUGUGCUAUGUGGGCGCAUGUUUUCAACCCACGGACCAAUCAUCAAUUGUCUUCAGUGGCACGGAGCACUUUUCCACUGGCUUAGCCUAAGACAUGAUGUGUAGCUGCUUCUGGACAGGGGUAGCCUGGCCACCAUGCUCUAUGCUCAAGUAGCUUCUCGGUUAGACUCCUGCAAUGCAUUGCAUUUGGUGUUGCCCCUGGAGACAGUUUAUAACUAGUACAGAUUCAGCUGCUGUGCUUUUAGCUGAGAUGGCUCAUCUGAAUUUAAAAAACUUCUCUGGUUCUCUGUCUGGUUCUCAGACAGAGGGCCUUCUCGGUAGUGGCACCUGCCCUGUGGAACGCCCUCCCAUCACAUGUAAAGGAAAUAAGCAACUAUCCUAUUUUUAAAAGACAUCUGAAGGCAGCCCUGUUUAGGGAAGUUUUUAAUAUUUAAUGCUGUAUUGUUUUUAAUACUCGAUUGGGAGCCGCCCAGAGUGGUUGGGGAAACUCAGCCAGAUGGGCGGGGUAUAAAUAGUAAAUUAGUAUUACUAUUAUUGUUAUUAUUAUUAUUAUUAUUUGUUUCUGAGCCUAAGUGAAGGCACAAGGACUGACUUUUAAGGCCCUUGGGUCUCAUGGGUAUCUAAAGGAAUGCCCAUUCCCACACUGACCCGCAUCUACCAAUACUUUCUGUCAUGAGUGAGGUUGGUGGUGACCAUGGGGAGAGCUUUAUGUUUUAGACUCCAGCCAAAAAAAUUUUUUUAUUCUCCUAGGCCUUCUACGUAUGUUCGAACUCACCUUACUGUUCUUUUCAUUAGGAUGUUUUUGAUCGUUGUUUCAUGUGGAUUGUAUUGUUUGCUUUUAUUGUAAACCAGCCUGUGGUCAUAUCUGAUCAAGGGUAGUAUAAAAAGGUAAAGGACCCCUGACAGUUACCGUAAGUCCAGUCGCGAACAACUUUGGGGUUGCGGCGCUCAUCUCGCUUUACUGGCCGAGGGAGCCAACGUUUGUCCGCAGACAGUUUUUCUGGGUCAUGUGGCCAGCAUGACUAAGCGAAGCCAGAACAGUGCACGGAAAUGCUGUUUACCUUCCCUCCGGAGUGGUACCUAUUUAUCUACUUGCACUUUGACAUGCUUUCGAACUGCUAGGUUGGCAGGAGCUGGGACCGAGCAACGGGAGCUCACCCCGUCACGGGGAAUCGAACUGCUGACCUUCUGAUCAGCAAGCCCAAGAGGCUCAGUGGUUUAGACCACAGCGCCACCCGCUAAAAAACCAGAAAUACCUUAUACCCACCACCCCAUAAGCAAACUUCAAUGGCACACCAUAACAUUGGGACAUUUCAGGUGCAUAGCUGCUUAGUUGUCGUAUAAACUUCUUUCUCUGCAGAACCUGGAGGUGGGCAUCCGUAAGAAGAUUGAGCACGAAGUGGUGAUGAAGGCCAGCGCUAAACUACCCAAGAAACUGAGUGUGCUGAAGGCCCCCAAAGCGGACACCACAAAAGAGCCAGGCCACUCCAGCAAGUCUUAGCUAUGACCUGUGUACCUGAGUGGGUGGCGGAGAGCAGCCAUAUACGGCUGGACGACUGUACCCAUGACACCCGCCUUGUAGUGUUGGAAGAGCCUACAGAUUAAUAACGUAGCAACAUUUCAGUUGGUGACAAAAGCUUCCCUUCACACGAGAAACCGGGUGGGCUGUUCUGUGCCUAGGUGAAGAGAUGGGCUUUGUUUUUCAGCUCUGUUGUAUGUAAUAAUGGUUCAAGUCCCAGCAUUUCCCCUGUUUUAUAUUUGGAUUUGUCUUCUCGUUAACGACCUCCAUGGAAGCCAUUCUUUCAAAGUUAGCUUGGACUGGGUAGAGUUUGUAGGAGCGACUGGAGCUGUUGCCCACUGGUGUUUCAGCAGCAUCAAGUUAUCAGAAUCAGACACGGACUUCAUGUGUUCAAGUGGGUCUACAGACAUGGCAUGUGUGACACCUAUAUCACAUUGGUAUUUACACAUGUGGGUGUCUUUGCAAACAUGGGAGUCCAGUGUGUGAAUGUUGGGCAGGACCCAGCAGGCUAGGAUGAAUCUCAACCCACUAUUUUCUAUAGGGCUUGAAUGUCUGCAUGAAGAAGCAGAAAUUCCCAACUGAGCUUUGAGGUUUUUAGCUGUUCCUGGAAACAAGUGUGAUUUACUCACGUGUGUGUUGUGGUUUGAGUAAAAAGGAUCCCUUCUGUCAUCUGUCCCCUUUCUGCUGCCUUCUGAGGGUCCACAUAGUUUUAUUUUGCUGCCCAUUUCAACCUUGUUCCUUUUGCAAAGUUUCUGAAAUAAUCUUUGUUGAUUGCUUUUGGAACCCAGAAGGUCCAUUGUGGCUUGCUCAUAGUGGCUAAUUCUUCCACAGGGAGAUAGCAUAAAACCAAGGUAUAUGUUCUCAGAUCAGGAAUCCCAAAUGUAAUUUUAAAAGUUGAAAUCCCUGUUCCUGUAACUGCUGCAGAUGUUUGUUUAUCACUAUAGUAUCUCCACCACAUUUAAUAAAUAUAUUAUCUAAAAAGUGCAUUCUUAACUCAGAGCAUUUCAUCUUGCAGUUUUGUCAGUUGAACAGGUCUAAAAGAUUUACAGUGGUACCUCGGGUUACAUAUGCUUCAGGUUACAGACUCCGCUAACCCAGAAAUAGUACCUCGGGUUAAGAACUUUGCUUCAGGAUGAGAAGAGAAAUCGUGCUCCGGCGGCGCAGCGGCAGCAGGAGGCCCCAUUAGCUAAAGUGGUGCUUCAGGUUAAGAACAGUUUCAUGUUAAGAAUGGACCUCCAGAACUAAGUUCUUAACCCGAGGUACCACUGUACUUGGAAAUGUCCUGGAGUGGAGGCGAGAAGUUAGUGAACACAGAGGGCACGAUCUGGCUAAACACAACCACUUUAUCCUUAUUUAUUGCAUUUAUAUAUCCCUCCUUUUCCUCCAAUGAGCUCACGGAGGUGUACAUGGUGCUUCGCCUCCUCAUUUCAUUGCCACAGCAGCCCUGUGAGGUAGGUUAGGCUGCAAGGCAGUGACUGGCGCAAGGUCACCGGGGAGCGUUUUGGAGAUGCAGCCCACAAUCUGGGAGCAGGCACUGUUCUUGGGGUGAGGUGCAGGAUACUCGCAACCACAAAUUUUAAGAUUUGCCACCUAGACUAGGCAAAAUGUGUGGACUCCUUAUGGCAACUUGCUUUAUUAAAUGUGCUAAAAUGUAAAAUGCAUAUUUAAAAGAUCUAAUCAGAAAACAAUUGGGAAUUCUGAAGUGUAUAACAAGAGAAUCUGGAUUCUGCAACAUGUAUAAAUUAUGCAUACUAAGCAAAUUUGCAUGUUUUCUCUUAUUUUGAAUACUUUAUUUUGCAGUUUUUGCAUAAUUUAUUCUGGUUGUGCGGGUCUUUUAGGAUAGACAAGGAACUGUGCAGGGCACUUAAACUAGGGUUGCCAUAUUUCAAAAAGUAAAAACCAGGACACGCUGAAAGUUGUUGAGCAUUUUUUAGAAGGACUCAAAAUUGUUGAGCUUUUCUUAGGCAAACCCGAAAGUUGUUGAGCAUUUACAAAAACACAAACAAACUUGAUUUGCCUAAGAUCCAGGAAAAGACGCCACAUUUCAGAAAAUCCCCCCAGAUGUCAAUUCUGCCUUUCAAAUCCCAGUAAUGUCCAGGAAAAUCUGGACGUAUGGCAGCCCUAACUUAAACCCCACUCCCAACCAGUAGAAAUCUGGCAUAGCAUCUUCUUUGGGCUUCUGAGAUUUCUGCAGGUAUUGCUUGCUUACUUUGAAAUAUAUUUAUUUUUUAUUAAGUGUUUCAUUGUUAGCUGCCCAGAGAAUCCUGUUGAGGGGCAGGAUUAUGCACUCUAAAAAUAUUGGCAGUCAUGUUGAGAUUGUCAGGAAGUGCACCUAACACCCCAUCCAGUGGAUUAUCGGUAAAGGUAAAGGUUCCCCUGACCUGCUUGGUGGGCAGGAGCUGGGACCGAACAACGAGAGCUCACCCUGUUGCGAGGAUUCGAACCGCCGACCUUCUGAUCGGCAAGCCCUAGGCUCAGUGGUUUAGACCACAGUCCCUUUUGCAUUAUCUGUACUCCUGUUUAAUUAAGGCACACGCACAAACACCACAUGUAAUGACUAAAAGAGCAUUAAGAAGACACAGAGGAGGGGAUUACGGAACGAGGGAGGAAAUGCCACACAACAAAAGCCAGCUUUGAUAGAGACAUAGUCCACAUGUUGACAACAAUCUCAACUGUGUUUGUAAUGGUGUUGGGGUAUGUGUGGAGGCUAGGGUAAACCUGAGCAGAUUCAAUGCGCCUUCACUUCUCAGGCUGUACAACAUCUCAUCUGAACUGGUCCUUUGGUGACAAAUAGAACUUGGAAGAAGAAAGAACGGUAAGAUCAAUACAAUAUGAUAGGGGGUUUGUCCACACUUUUGACUGAGGUGCCAAAAGUAAGAGUGUGGGAAACUCCCAUUUGGACAUGCUCCAAGUUCAGUGCUCCUAUUUCAACACUGCCCUGCCUCUGGGGAAGCCCUGGCCUGAUCAAAUCCCAUCAAGGAGAGAGGAAGUAUCUAAGGUAAAAGCCUUUUCCCUGAGAUUGAGGGAUGACCCUCUUUUUUCUUUUUCUUUUCUUUUCUUUCUUUCUUUCUUUCUUUUUUUUUUGAGGCUCAUUAUGACCAGUUUUGGGGAGCAGACAGAUAGAUGAAACAGGAAGAUAAGUCUAGUAAACAGCUGCAAGGAUUUUUUAAAAGAAAGACUUGAGACUUCAAAAGGGAUCUGGUGGCAUCGUUUCUGGGGGUAUGCAGUGGUAACUGAAUGUUGGCUUCCCUGUGAGCCUUUAAACCAUCCAGUAUUCUAUUAUUACAUCCAUCAAAACUUAUUUACACUGUAAUUUUUCUUUCUUUUUUAAAUUUAUUUUUAUUAAAGAUUUUCUUGAUUUACAAAGGUAUGUGCAAUGUCUCUCUCUCGUAUUUUUUUUUUAAUGUAACUUUUUUUUUUACAAAUUGGUUUCAUUUGUUCAGACAUUAGGAAGAAUAGGGGGAAAGAGGUGGAGGGGGGAAAGAUGGGUGGGGGUGGGGUCGGGUGGUGAUGUUUCUAUUUUACUUAAUAUAUGUGGGGGGUUGUGUCAUCGUUGCUUGUGCAGGUUCUUUACACUGUUGAAUUUAUCUUAAUGCUGCCAACAUUUUCAAGUGUACUCAAUUUCCCCCCAUAUAUUCAAUAAACAUUUUCCAAUCUUCUUUAAACG
Podarcis lilfordi (Lilford's wall lizard) is the source of this 7283-nucleotide messenger RNA. NCBI's taxonomy places the organism in Eukaryota, Metazoa, Chordata, Lepidosauria, Squamata, Lacertidae. The record is from the annotation of a GenBank genome assembly.